Molecule: messenger RNA, 1509 nt
Organism: Histoplasma mississippiense
Lineage: Eukaryota; Fungi; Ascomycota; Eurotiomycetes; Onygenales; Ajellomycetaceae
Exons: 3
Coding region: 1-1509 (502 amino acids)
Biological process (GO): DNA-templated transcription
Cellular component (GO): nucleus
Molecular function (GO): zinc ion binding; DNA binding
Source: RefSeq, a predicted model, not a curated record
AUGAUGUGCAGCUCUAUUCGCAUCGUCACCAACUCUGGAGAACAAAUGCCAGAAUCGCUUCUAGCCCCCGACCAGCAAAUGGAUCAAUAUCGCCAAUUGGCCGUUCAUUGCUUGUUCGCUGGAAACUAUGCCACUGGUCCGCCCCAUGCGGUCGAAGCUCUGAUACUAUAUUUCUUCACAGAGUAUACGCGAAACCCGGAUAUGCAAUUACCCUGCUGGCUUCUCUUUGGGGUAGUUCUUCGCAUUGCUAUGCGUAAAGGGUACCAUCGUGACGCUCGACACCAUCCCGGACUGUCCAUUUUGGAAGGCGAGAUGCGAAGACGUUCAUGGACGAUAUUAUUUCACAUGGAUCUUCUCACGUCGGUAGAUGCGAGUUUGCCUCGUAUGAUCCAACCGUCGCAGAUGGAUUCCGACUUACCUCGUUGUAUCCGCGAUGAAGAUAUUGAUGAAACCACUAUGGAACUCCCACCUUCCAGACCGGACGUGGCCAACCCCUUGCUUGCAUUCACAAUUGUGAAAAGGGCACUGGUAAUCGUCUUUGGUACGAUUGUAGAUUUGAAUAACACAAAAGAGUUUGCGCCGUAUGAGGAAAUAUUGCAGUUGGACAAGGCCCUGCAGGAUAGUUGCCGAGUCAUACCAACGACAAGCAAGGCGAACCCCACGGAAUCCGCCGUGGCCGAAUCACCAGGCUUAAUCAGGCGUCGAUUAAUGCUUGAUCUCAUGUACCAAAAGGCCCGUUGUAUGCUGCACCGCAAAUAUUACACCCUCUCCUGGAACAAUCCGCAGUACAUGUACUCGCGCCAGACGUGCAUUGAGGCAGCAAUGACGACGCUGCGACAGCAAGCGGUUCUACAUCAAGAGUCGCAGCCGGGGGGCAUGCUACAUCAAUUCAAAUGGAUAAGAAUAUCGCUCAUAGCGCAUGAGUCGCUCCUUUCUGCAAUGAUUCUUUGUAUGUACCUGGACCGUCUAAAUCAGCAGAGUGUUGGCGGUGUUGGCGAUAUUGCCAUUGAUAAUAUGACACCGGAGAGAAGGUCGGAGAUGUUGCAUUUGUUGGAGUCUGCGUAUGCUAUAUUAAGUGUUUCCGCAGUGUCCUCUAAACGUGCCGCAAGGGCGUGUAAGGUGUUGAAUAUCAUUCUCCAGAAGGUGGGAUUAAUGCUCCCGAUGCCAAACAACAUCAUGAAUGAAAUUGCGCCGGUGCAGCAGGCGAAUGCAAUGGUGCCGCUAGACGCAAGGGCUCAUUCUGGACUCGGAACCCUAACUGCAGCACCAACAAUACCCAUGUUCAAUCCGCAGGACGGGGAAUACACUCAGACGCCACCCAUCCCUGUGCCGAUUCCGAUUAGUGAAAUGGGCUUAAUUGAUCCGGAGGAAAUGUUUUUUAGCCCGGAAAUCAUGACGAUUCGUAACUUUGUCCAAUUUCCCCAAGAGAUAGACUGGAACGAAUGGGAUAACUCUUUUCGCCUGUAUGAUUGGAGCUACUCGUUCGAUAUGUCAGAAAUGGGUGAGUGA